This is a messenger RNA of Tinamus guttatus (white-throated tinamou), 1982 nucleotides long. RefSeq names its product activity regulated cytoskeleton associated protein (gene ARC). The record is from RefSeq and is a predicted model, not a curated record. Gene Ontology annotation, molecular function: mRNA binding. Gene Ontology annotation, cellular component: actin cytoskeleton; cytoplasm; plasma membrane. NCBI's taxonomy places the organism in Eukaryota, Metazoa, Chordata, Aves, Tinamiformes, Tinamidae. Gene Ontology annotation, biological process: regulation of neuronal synaptic plasticity; regulation of long-term synaptic potentiation; positive regulation of AMPA receptor activity.
CAGCUCCUCUCCUCAUUCCUGGAGAAUUCUGCCUAUUUCUGGGACACACUGAGCACGUGACACCGGCAUUUCCAGCUGGACACCGGGAGGAAUCUGCCUACAACUCUCUUCGAGAUUCACGAGGACUAACAGCUUGCUCUGCGGUGAUAUCUGAUUCGGUUGUGUUUGUGUUGAAAAGUCCUUGGAGGGGGGUUUGGAAGUCUUUGUGCAUCUUUUGAGAAGUGUUGUGGUGGGGUUUUAGAGAGCGGGCUUGGGAGCAAGGGCAUACAGUCCAGUUCUUUCCGUGUUUGACGCUUGUGCGGUAGGAGCCAUGCAGCUGGAUAAUGUCACCAACGCUGGCAUCCACUCCUUCCAGGGGCACCGCGGAGUUGCCAACAAGCCCAAUGUGAUCCUGCAGAUAGGGAAAUGCAGGGCAGAGAUGUUGGAGCAUGUCAGGAGGACCCACCGGCACCUCCUGACCGAGGUCUCCAAGCAGGUGGAGCGCGAGCUGAAAGGCUUGCAGAAAUCAGUGGGGAAGUUGGAGAACAACUUAGAAGACCACGUCCCAACUGACAACCAAAGAUGGAAGAAGUCCAUCAAGGCCUGCCUGGCCAGAUGCCAGGAGACCAUUGCCCACCUGGAGAGGUGGGUCAAGAGAGAGAUGAAUGUUUGGAAGGAGGUGUUUUUCCGUCUGGAGAAAUGGGCGGACCGUCUGGAGUCCAUGGGAGGCAAAUAUUGCCCUGGGGACCAUGGCAAGCAGACUGUGUCCGUGGGGGUGGGAGGCCCAGAGAUAAGGCCAAAUGAGGGGGAGAUUUAUGACUAUGCCCUUGAUAUGAGCCAAAUGUAUGCGCUGACCCCUCCACCUGGGGAGGUGCCCAGCAUCCCCCAGGGCCAUGAUUCCUACCAGUGGGUCUCUGUGUCAGAGGAUGCUCCAACCUCUCCGGUGGAGACUCAGGUCUUUGAGGAUCCCAGGGAGUUCCUGAGCCACUUGGAGGAAUACUUGAAGCAGGUGGGUGGAACAGAGGAGUACUGGCUCUCUCAGAUCCAAAACCACAUGAAUGGCCCAGCUAAAAAGUGGUGGGAGUACAAGCAGGACUCUGUGAAGAACUGGGUUGAGUUCAAGAAGGAGUUCCUGCAGUACAGUGAGGGGACUCUGACUAGGGACGCUAUCAAAAGGGAGCUGGAUUUGCCCCAGAAGGAGGGGGAGCCCCUGGACCAGUUCCUGUGGCGCAAGAGAGACCUGUACCAGACUCUCUAUGUUGAUGCAGAUGAGGAGGAGAUUAUCCAGUAUGUGGUAGGCACUCUUCAGCCCAAACUGAAACGCUUCCUGAGCUACCCCUUGCCCAAAACUUUAGAGCAGCUCAUCCAAAGAGGGAAGGAAGUUCAAGGCAACAUGGAACACUCUGAAGAGCCCAGCCCACAAAGGACACCCGAGAUUCAGUCUGGGGACUCUGUGGAGAGCUUGCCACCCUCCACCACUGCUAGUCCUGUGCCCAGCAAUGGGACACAACCUGAGCCCCCUAGCCCACCAGCGACUGUCAUAUGAGCUUGUCCGGCCAAGGCGGCUGUUCUGGUUAUAUAAAAGGGAGAAGGGGGCGUAUUUAGGAAGCUUCUCCUCGGAGGGCAAUUCUGGCUGUGGUAAGACAUGAGGUGUGCUCAGUCUGGCAACCACAGCAGAGGAAUUAACUUUGCAUGGUGGGGGGAGGGAGGCGAAAGGGAAGAGGCACCUUAGGAUGAGGUUGCCCACCUACCUGAGCCAUGCAAUCCAGUGGUGCGAAGGAUGCUGCUUGCACCACUGUGGGGGAUGGACAAUUUUAUGAGACCCCUGAAAAGAAACUAGAGGCAAUCCCCAACUUCAGAGAGGGAGCCACUUGGCACUGGUGGCUCUCAAAUUUCAUGCAAGUGCAGCUAUUGGCUGAGGGUUCCUACCCAUCUGGAUAUCUCCUUCUCCUUCUCUACUCCCUCUUGCAAAUAGAUGUCCCUGCUCCAAAGAGGAACAUCUU